Messenger RNA from Phoenix dactylifera (date palm), 2556 nucleotides. Its product is annotated as microtubule-associated protein 70-1-like. The record is from RefSeq and is a predicted model, not a curated record. Gene Ontology annotation, molecular function: microtubule binding. Lineage: Eukaryota; Viridiplantae; Streptophyta; Magnoliopsida; Arecales; Arecaceae. Gene Ontology annotation, biological process: cytoskeleton organization.
GCUCACUGUAGUUUACAGCAGCAGUCUCUUUCAGAUUGUUGCGAUUUAAAGCGAGGAAGGGGAGAGAAGAAGGCAGGAAAAAAGGAGCUGUCUUUGUGUAAAUAAUCGCCGAAUCGAAAUCCUGAAAGAAGUUCCGCGAUCGGGGAGGAAGAACCCUAGUUCUUGGAAUCGGAGCUGGGGGAGGCAAUUGGUUUUCGUUGGAUUUUUUUUUUUUUUUUGGGUCUUGCUCUCCGGGUGAUGUGAGUGAAUGUGAGAGAGGGAUCAGAUCCAAUGAUGGCUGAUCUGAGUAGCGGCGGUGGCGAGGGGCAUGGGGCGGAGACCGGGGGAGGAAAUGCGCCUAUGGCGGCGCCGGUAGUGCUGACGGCGUCGGCGUCGUUCAAGGGGGAAGGGAAGGCGGGGCCGGCGUUGAGGCGGAGGCCUUCGAUCAAGCCGACCUUGGAGGCGGAGGAGUUCAUAAAUAUGCUCCAUGGAUCCGAUCCGGUGAGGGUUGAACUCAGUCGACUGGAGAAUGAAGUCAGAGACAAAGAUCGGGAAUUGGGGGAGGCGCAGGCGGAAAUUAAGGCACUUAAGUUGUCAGAGCGUGCCAGGGAGAAGGCAGUGGAAGAGCUGACGGAAGAAUUGGCUAAGGCCGAAGAAAAACUAAAGCUAACUGAAUCGCUUUUAGAAAACAAGAAUCUUGAAGUUAAGAAGAUAAAUGAUGAGAAGAAAGCGGCCUUGGCCGCUCAGUUUGCAGCAGAGGCUACACUUAGAAGAGUUCAUGCAGCUCAAAAGGAUGAUGACAUGCCCCCCAUUGAAGCCAUUCUUGCACCACUUGAGGCAGAGCUGAAGCUAGCUCGCCAAGAGAUUGCAAAACUGCAGGAUGACAACAGGGCAUUGGAUCGUCUUACAAAAUCAAAGGAAGCAGCUCUACUAGAAGCAGAAAGGACUGUUCAGAUUGCACUGGCAAAGGCUUCUAUGGUGGAUGAUUUACAAAACAAGAACCAGGAGUUGAUGAAACAGAUUGAAAUCUGUCAGGAAGAAAACAAGAUUCUGGAUAAAAUGCACCGCCAAAAGGUUGCUGAGGUUGAAAAGCUUAGCCAGACAGUAAAGGAGCUAGAAGAGGCUGUUCUUGCAGGUGGUGCUGCUGCAAAUGCUGUCAGAGAUUACCAGCGGAAAGUUCAGGAGAUGAAUGAAGAGAUGAAAACCCUAGACCGGGAACUAGCCCGUGCGAAGGUUACAGCUAAUCGGGUUGCAGUUGUAGUUGCAAAUGAAUGGAAAGAUGCUAAUGACAAAGUAAUGCCUGUCAGACAGUGGCUUGAGGAGCGAAGAUUCAUGCAGGGAGAGAUGCAGCAACUUCGGGAUAAGCUUGCUAUUUCAGAACGCGCUGCACGAUCCGAAGCUCAGUUAAAAGAAAAAUACCAGUUGCGAAUUAAGGUAUUAGAAGAGGGAUUGAGAAUGUCUGCCAAUGGUAGCAACCGCACCAAUGUAGAGGGAAGGAGUGUCAGUAAUGGUCCUUCACGUCGCCAGUCCCUUGGUGGUGCAGAGAAUAUUUCCAAGAGUUCUCCUAAUGGCUUUCUUUCUAAGAGGCCAUCUUUUCAGUCGAGAUCUUCGCUAUCUAGCAGCACAAGUGCAGUACUCAAAUAUGCCAAAGGGACAUCAAAGUCAUUUGAUGGUGGCACUAGGUCAUUGGAUCGUAGUAAAGUCUUUGCAAAUGGAUCUGGUCUCUCACUGAACAAAUCUUCUGAUGCAACAAGAGAUAAUGAGACACAUGGCAGUUGGAAGGAAAAUUCAGACGAGAAACCCAAUGAGCUCCCCAAUGUUGAUACAGAUGAUUGUGUCUCUGGAUUGUUGUAUGACAUGCUGCAAAAGGAGGUGAUCACCCUGAGAAAAGCAUGUCAUGAAAAAGAUCAAAUCCUGAAGGACAAGGAUGAUGCAAUCGAGAUGCUGGCAAAGAAGGUUGAUACAUUGACAAAAGCAAUGGAAGUGGAGGCCAAGAAAAUGAGAAGGGAAGUAGCUGCUAUGGAGAAGGAGGUGGCUGCCAUGCGAACAGAGAAAGACCAAGAUAAUAGGGCCAGGCGGCUUGGCAGUUCCAGGGGUCCUGUAAAUAGUUCCCAGCUGCUCCCAGGGAGAAAUGUGCCUCGAAGUGGGUUGAUGCGUAAUGUUCAAUGAUGAUAUACCAGAAUCCGAUGUAGCAAGGAAUCAUUGGAACAGGCUUUCUUCUCCACCUCUUUGCUCCCCAAUAUUUUCUUUGUUGAUUUUUAGUUCAAGACCAGCACCUAAGGCCUGAUCAUAUCAUCCAUUCUGUGAUGGAACAUAAUUGGAAGAAGAGGUCGGUCUGCAUCUGACUUUUGACAGUUGUAGUGAAUUAAUGAAGUGAUGCUGAAGUUGGCUAACCUUUCCGAUAAGAUAGGUCGUCUUUGGUUGUAUAGGUUGGUGAAUCCUUGUUUUCUCGUCGUUUUGUAAUUCUUGGCAGUGUUAUGGCUUCUUUUUUUUCUCUUACCAAGGUUGUGAAUAUUAUUGUAAUUUCAGAUUCGUAUUUGUGUUAUUCACUAUUCACUCGAGCUGGCUUGAUGUUGA